UUAUUUGUGUUUCUUUGUGAAAUUUGUGACAUUGCAUGCAUCAUUGGCAACGUGAUUCUAAAAAUCGUUUGGUAAAAAGAGUAGUAACUUUAGGUGAAAUCAAAAGUGUUUUUGAAAAAUUAAGCAUAAUGGAACAAGAACCUAAUAUUGCGCAAGAAAAAACACUACUUGAAUAUUUUUCACCUAUUUCAUCUAAUGCUCCAUCAUGCAUUGUUUUGCCUACUACUAAUGCCACUCAUUUUGAACUUAAACCUUCAAUCAUUCAAUUGUUGCCUUCUUUUUAUGGUUUAGAAAGAGAAGACCCUUACAUGCAUGUAAAAGAUUUCUUAGAUAUUUGCUCAACUUUUCGUUUUCAAAAUUUUUCGGAUGAAUCGGUUAAGCUUAGGUUGUUUCCUUUUUCUUUAAAAGAUAGAGCCAAAGCUUGGUUAAACUCACUUCCAACCGGAACCAUAACAACUUGGGAUCAACUUUUUAAUAAAUUUCUUGCCAAAUUUUUCCCCAUGUCCAAAACUGAUAAUUUAAGAAGAGAAAUCUCCGAAUUUUAUCAAAAAGAUAAUGAAGAAUUUUAUGAAUGUUGGGAAAGAUUUAAAGAUUUAUUAUUAAAAUGCCCCCACCAUGGUUUUGAAAAAUGGAGACUUGAAAAAUAUUUUUAUGAUGGUUUAACCCCUUCAAACCGACAAAUGAUUCAAUCUAUGCAUACCGGAAAAUUUUUGAAAUUACAAGGGCAAGAGGCUUGGGAAGCUCUUGAAGAAUUGUCUGUUAAUUCACAACAAUGGAAUUAUUCUGAGCCUAGGUCUAGAGCAAAUAAUUCACCUAAAAGAGGAGGAAAAUAUGAAAUUAAAGAAGAAACUGAUUUGAGAACAUCUUUUGAAAAAUUAGCAAGAAAAGUAGAAGCCUUAGUCAUAAGUCAAACUAUGAAUUCUCAUGUUCAACCUAAAAAAGAGGUUUGUGCUAGUACUUGUCAUAAUGAUCAAUCAUGUCCUUCUUUUCUUGAAACAUUUUCCGAAGAGGCUAAUGCAUUACAUUCAUAUGGUAAACCAAAUGAUAGCCCAUUUUCAAACACAUACAAUCCUAAUUGGAGAAACCAUCCCAAUUUUUCAUGGAGACAAAACCAACCACAAAUGAACCAAGGAAACCAAUUCAACAUGCCAAAUCCAAAUCAUGCCCAACCAAGUCAAACUUACCCUUCACAAAGAAAGCCUUCUUUAGAAGAUACUUUACAACAAUUCAUGCAAUCCACCCAACAAAUCAUGCAAAAUCAAUCUCAAUCCAUUGCCAAACUUGAGACACAAUUGGGUCAACUUGCCAAUGCCGUAACUGAGAGAGAAAAAGGAAGAUUUCCUAGCCAACCCGUCCCAAAUCCUAAAGGCCAAUAUGAAGUAGGAAUUCCAAGUCAUAAAGAAGAAGCUAAGUCUAUUUCAACUCUUAGGUCCGGAAAACAAAUUGUCAAACCCGAUUACACACCUCAAGUUGAAAAAGACCAAAGCCAACCUCAAAGUUCCAACACAAAUGACUUGUCAAAAGAUAAUGAUCAAAUUCUUCCUUCCAUUCCAAAAGCUCCUUUUCCACAAAGAUUACUCCCAAUCAAGAAAGGCAACCAAUAUAGUGACAUCUUAGAAGUGUUCAAACAAGUAAGUAUCAACAUCCCCUUCUUAGAUGCCAUUAAACAAAUUCCUGCCUACUCCAAAUUCCUGAAAGACCUUUGCACUGUUAAAAGAAACACUAAUGUUCCAAAAAAGGCAUUUUUAACUGAACAAGUUAGUUCCAUAAUUCAAUACAAAAGCCUUGUGAAAUAUAAAGAUCCUGGUUGUCCAACAAUUUCAUGCAUCAUUGGUGAUCAUUUUAUUAACAAAGCUUUACUUGAUUUAGGAGCUAGUGUGAAUUUAUUGCCUUAUUCUGUUUAUAAGCAACUUGGUCUAGGAGAAUUAAAACCAACUUCUAUAACACUUCAAUUAGCUGAUCGUUCUGUGAAAAUUCUUAGAGGUAUUAUAGAAGAUGUUUUAAUUAAAGUGGAUAAGUUCUAUUUUCCUGUUGAUUUCAUUGUUCUUGAUACUCAACCUGUUGAAAAUGCUCAUGCUCAAAUACCCAUCAUUUUAGGUAGACCAUUUUUAGCUACAUCUAAUGCAAUUAUCAACUGUCGUAAUGGUGUAUUGAAAUUAUCUUUUGGAAACAUGACUGUUGAAUUGAAUGUUUUUAAUGUUGCUAAGUCUGUUGAGUGUGAGGAAAUACAUGAAGUAAACAUGAUUAACACGGAAAAUAUGUUUGAAAUGGACAUGAAUGAAUCUUUUGAAACUUAUGCAAAAAUGUUUGGAAUGUGCUUAAAUGUUGAUGAUUUUAUUCAUGAUGUCAAUUCUUUGCUUGAGUCUACCCCACUAAUGGAUACUGAAAAAUGGAAAGCCAAAAUUGAACCAUGUAUUCCAUUAGAGCAUGUUGAGUCAACUCCUGAACCACCAAAGUUAGAUCUCAAACCUUUGCCCGACACUUUGAAAUAUGCAUUUCUAGGAGAGUCUAACACCUAUCCUGUUAUCAUUGCAUCUGAUUUAGAUGAAAAACAAGAAACAAAAUUGUUAGAUAUCCUUAGAAAACAUAAAAAGGCCAUAGGUUGGACCAUGGGAGACAUUAAGGGAAUUAGCCCUGCUGUGUGCAUGCAUAGAAUUCAUUUAGAAGAAAAUGCUAAGCCCUCCCGAGAAAGUCAAAGAAGAUUAAAUCCAAACAUGAAAGAGGUAGUAAGAGAUGAUGUAAUUAAAAUGUUAGAUGUAGGGAUCAUUUACCCUAUUUCUGACAGUCCAUGGGUUAGUCCUGUUCAAGUUGUUCCAAAAAAGUCUGGGAUCACUGUUGUUAAAAAUGAACAAAAUGAGUUAAUCCCUACUAGAGUCCAAACUGGGUGGAGAGUGUGUAUAGACUAUAGAAAGUUGAAUAGUGUCACUAGGAAAGACCACUUCCCCUUACCCUUCAUUGACCAAAUGCUUGAACGAUUAGCUGGCCAUGCUUACUAUUGCUUUCUUGAUGGGUAUUCGGGAUAUAACCAAAUCCCUAUUGCCCCCGAAGAUCAAGAAAAGACUACCUUUACUUGCCCUUUUGGGACCUUUGCAUAUCGUCGCAUGCCUUUUGGUCUUUGUAAUGCUCCUGCAACAUUUCAAAGAUGUAUGAUUGCAAUAUUUUCUGAUAUGGUUGAAAGAAAUCUUGAAGUGUUUAUGGAUGAUUUUUCUGUGUUUGGAAAUUCUUUUGAUGAUUGUUUGCACCAUCUUUCUCUUGUUUUAAUUCGUUGCAAAGAAAUGAAUUUAGUUCUUAAUUGGGAAAAAUGUCAUUUUAUGGUUAAAAAGGGAAUUGUCUUAGGUCAUGUGAUUUCAUCUCAAGGAAUAGAAGUUGAUAAAGCAAAAGUAGAUCUUAUUUCAAAACUUCCUCCACCUAAGACAGUAAAAGAAAUUAGAUCAUUCUUAGGCCAUGCCGGUUUUUAUAGAAGAUUCAUAAAAGACUUUAGCAAAAUUUCACGCCCUUUAUGUCAUUUACUUGGAAAAGAAAAUGCUUUUGUCUUUGAUAAUAAAUGCCAUGCUGCCUUUGAAAAAUUGAAAUCCCUUUUGACUAGUGCACCUAUUAUUCGCCCUCCCGAUUGGAACGUUCCUUUUGAAAUAAUGUGUGAUGCUUCUGAUUAUGCAAUUGGUGCUGUUUUAGGACAAAGAAUUAACAAGUUACCUCAUGUAAUAUACUAUGCUAGCAAAACUUUAAAUGAAGCUCAAUUGAAUUACUCUACAACUGAAAAAGAAUUGCUUGCUGUUGUGUUUGCAUUAGAGAAGUUUAGGUCUUAUUUGUUAGGAUCUAAAAUAAUUGUCUAUUCUGAUCAUGCUGCAUUGAAAUAUCUCUUGUCGAAAAAAGAUGCUAAAUCUCGUUUAAUUCGUUGGAUCUUGCUUUUACAAGAAUUUGAUUUAGAGAUACGUGAUAAAAAAGGUUCUGAAAAUGUUGUAGCUGAUCAUUUGUCUAGAAUUGUUGUUGAAACUAAUCAUGAUUCCACCACUAUCGUUGAAACUUUUCCUGAUGAACAACUCAUGCAUGUAUCUUCUUUUCCUUGGUAUGCUGAUAUUGUCAAUUAUUUGGUCACUGGUGAAAUUCCUUCUCAUUGGUCUAAACAAGAUAAAUCUAAAUUUUAUGCUGAAGUGAAAAAUUUCAUGUGGGAUGAUCCUUAUUUGUUUAAAUAUUGCCCUGAUCAAAUAAUAAGAAGAUGCAUUCCAAAUUGUGAUCAAUCUAAAAUCAUAUCUUUUUGUCAUGAUCAUGCAUGUGGGGGACAUUUUAGUGGUAAGAAAACUGCUUUGAAAAUUUUACAAUGUGGAUUUUAUUGGCCUACUAUUUUUCAUGACACUUAUUUGUAUUGCAAAUCUUGUGAACGUUGUCAAAAAUUAGGAAGUGUAACUAGGAGAAACAUGAUGCCUUUGAAUCCUAUUCUUAUUGUUGAAAUAUUUGAUGUUUGGGGUAUUGAUUUUAUGGGUCCAUUUCCUAAUUCUUUUGGUAGUUUAUACAUUCUUGUUGGUGUUGAUUAUGUGUCUAAAUGGGUAGAAGCUAUUGCAUGUCACACUAAUGACCACAAAGUUGUGCUUAAGUUUUUGAAAGAAAAUAUUUUCUCACGAUUUGGCUCACCACGCGCCAUCAUUAGUGAUAAUGGUACACACUUUUGUAAUAGGCCUUUUGAACAUUUAAUGAAACAAUAUGGCAUUACACAUAAAGUCACUACACCUUAUCACCCACAAACUAGUGGUCAAGUUGAAAUAUCAAAUAGGGAGAUUAAGCACAUCUUAGAGAAAACUGUCAACCCCACUAGGAAAGAUUGGUCCCUAAGACUCAUUGAUGCAUUAUGGGCAUAUCGUACUGCAUACAAAACGCCCAUUGGAAUGUCUCCCUAUAGACUUGUUUAUGGGAAGGCAUGCCACUUACCCGUUGAGUUAGAACAUAGAGCCUAUUGGGCUAUUAAGCAAGUAAACUUUUCCUUAGACAAAGCGGGUGAGAAAAGAAAGCUUCAAUUGAAUGAGUUAGAAGAGCUUAGGCAUGAUGCAUAUGACUAUUCGAAAAAGUAUAAGGACCGAAUGAAAUUUUACCAUGACAAAAACAUUUUGAGAAAAGAUUUUUCUCCCGGUCAAAAAGUCCUUUUAUACAAUUCUCGUUUGCAUCUCUUUCCGGGAAAGUUACGCUCUAGAUGGGUAGGUCCAUACAUUAUCCGCACUGUUUUUCCACAUGGAGCCAUUGAAAUUGAAAAUCCUAAUAAUGGUAAUGUAUUCAAAGUUAAUGGACAAAAAUUGAAACCAUUUUUAGAAUUGAAAAAUGUGGAAGUGGAUGAAAUCCUCCUUGAGGAUCCAAUUUACCAUGAUCAUUGAUUGCUCUUAUCAAUUAUUGGUAAAUGUGUGUUUAAUUUAUGUUUUAGAUUAACUUUUUCUUUUGAUUUUGUUUCCCUUUUGUUGCACUCUUGACAUUGCUCCAAGAUGAGGUAUGACCAUUCUAAACUCUCAACUCUUUUACUUUCAAUUUAUAUUUGUAAUUUGAUACAUUGAGGACAAUGCAUAAAUUAAGUUUGGGGUGGUGAGUUCCUAUGGUUAUUUCUUUCAUGUGCUUAAAAAUGGUAGAGUAUUAUUU
Messenger RNA from Cannabis sativa, 5616 nucleotides. RefSeq lists its product as uncharacterized. NCBI's taxonomy places the organism in Eukaryota, Viridiplantae, Streptophyta, Magnoliopsida, Rosales, Cannabaceae. The coding region runs from base 36 to 5360 and encodes 1774 amino acids. Gene Ontology annotation, biological process: DNA integration. Gene Ontology annotation, molecular function: nucleic acid binding. The transcript has a single exon. The record is from RefSeq and is a predicted model, not a curated record.